Drosophila persimilis is the source of this 5210-nucleotide messenger RNA. RefSeq lists its product as uncharacterized. The record is from RefSeq and is a predicted model, not a curated record. Gene Ontology annotation, molecular function: zinc ion binding. Gene Ontology annotation, cellular component: nucleus. NCBI's taxonomy places the organism in Eukaryota, Metazoa, Arthropoda, Insecta, Diptera, Drosophilidae. The transcript is spliced from 9 exons. The coding region runs from base 726 to 4313 and encodes 1195 amino acids.
UUUGCUUCUGUCUACUGGCGCGGCUCCAUUAAAAGCAAUAACUAAAAUUAGACUAGUAACAACAGCAAUAAGUGUGUUUCAUGCUGCCGGAGUGCACUGUUUUUGCGGUUGCACAUGCACUUUCAUACACUAAUGCGGCAAUUAUAACGGUGUGUUAGCAGCGCGCGUGUGACGGGAUUUCAGUCCCUGGGAGUUUCCCCUGUCGUCUGUUCCGUUCCUGUUCUUUUUGUUUGUUUUUUGGCAGUGCGCUUUUACCGUUAGCCGAAAAAUUCAAUUCCAAGAAAAGGCAAAGGAAAAGCUGAGAAAAAUAAGUAAAAAAGUAGAGAGAGAGAGAGAACCAACGGCAAAUAACAAAAAUCAUAGACUACGAACUACGAAUCAGAAGACGAAAGGCAGAGGAAGAAGCCGAGUAAAGAUAAAUGCAAAGCUAUUUCAACUAAAUAAAGUUUACAAUCCACUGCCAGGCAAUUCAGUCGGGGACCAUUGGCUCCAUCAAUCUGUUCCUCUGCAACACUUGUUGCUCUUCUCCUUACCAACGAAACCACGCAGUAUCGUGCGGAGAGAGGCGUCUGGAGCGUGAGGGUGACAACUCUGACAUGCAUUGGGCUGGAAGCUGGUCACACUCAACUCUUCCGCUCGAACAGCUAACGACGAAAACACCAGCAGUAUCAGCAUCCAUCUGAGAAGGAGACGGAACCGCAGACCUGGAGUGGAGUGCAUUCAACAUGGACGACGAGCUAUGUCGUAUCUGCAUCGGCUCUCACGCGAGCGGCAGUCCCAUGAAAAUGAUUUCAAUAUUCGGCGAGGACUUGCUCUGGCAGAAAAUAACCACAAUAGCCGACGUCCAGAUCACUAAGAACGACACGUUGCCGCAGCAGGUCUGCGUAGACUGCGCCAAGACCGCGGUCUCGGCCUACCUGUUCAAGAAGAAAUGCGAGGAUGCGGACAGAUUUUACCGUCAGCAACUGUUACUGAAGAAGAUCCACGGUUUGGAGAAGCAGGAGACGGGAGGAGAAACUAGGAAAGAUGCUGCCAGCGGGGACCGGGCCAAGAGCAGAGGCUGCAGCACUGCCAGCAGCAGUGGCACCGCCAGUGGCAGUACUACCGGUAGCGGAAGCAGCUCCUCCAGUACCAGCUCCGACGAUGACGAAGAGGAGGACAACGACAACGCAAAUGCAAAUGCCAAUCCCAAUCCCAAUCCCAAUCCCAAUGGCAAUGACAAUGAUAAUGGGAGCGUAGCUGGAGACGCGGGGUCGCGUCUACAGAAUGGUCAUGGAGAUGCCAUCAAUGGGCACCUGGUCGAAGAUCCCAAUGAUGAGGAUGUGGAGCAGGGGGAACUGCAGUUGGUCCUGGAUGAUCGGCAAAGGUCUCUGUUCGAUGACGAGCAGCAGGAUCAGUCUGGCAUCGAACUCAGCAAUGGGGUGGCGCUGGCGGAUGGCGAAGAGGAUUUGGAGGUGAUGACCCAUGAAGAGUCACCCGACCAUGUCGACGAUGGCGAGAUACCCGUCCACGACGGCCACUCCAAGGAGCCGUUCGACUUCAACUCCAUUCGCCUGAUGCAGGAGUAUAUGCAGCACCAGAUGAACAAGUUCCCUAACGGUGGCGCCGGUUUGCCUGGUCACGAUCUAGAUCUCGACCACCAGCUCGAGGUGGAUGAGGAUGACGAUGACGAGGAGAUGACACUGCCCCUGAUUCCAGAAAUCGAGCUAAUUACGCCCGGCGAUGAUUCUAUGAUCGGCCCAGACGGCGCCGACCACUCAGAGGCCAUUGUGGCGGCCAAUGAGGCUGGACAGGUAAUGCGCGUGCAAGGAUUCCAGUGUCCGCACUGCUACCAGACCUUCGACAUGAAGCAGAUCCUGAAGGCGCAUAUGCAGAGUGUCCACGGCGCUCCGGGGCCCGUCUACGAGUGCAGCAAUUGCCGCAAGACCUACUUUUACAAGCGAUUCCUGGAGAAACACAUCCGACGCGGUCGCUGCGUGAAGAAGCGGCGCAACCAAACUCGGCCCAUGCAAUGUUCGGACUGCCAUGUCCUCUUUCCCACGGGCCACCAUCUGGGCUGGCACAAGCGCACCGGCUGUCCCUCCAAGGCGGCCAAGAUGCCCCUGCAGCAGCUCUUUAAGCAGAACAUUGUGCAGUUUAACAACUUCCCCAAGCGGGUCCCAGCCUCUGGAGGUGGAGCAGGAGCAGGAGCAGGGGCUGCACGCAAGCCCACAGCUCCGGAUCUCCACGUGAACAACCGCAAGCUGGGCUUGGUUAACAAGCGGAAGGGCCGUACCCGUAUUAAGCUAGACGCCAAGAAGAUCGCCCUGGCCAAGCAGCUGAUCCUGCGCGAGGCCACCACCACGGUGAUCGCCAACGAGCUGAACAUCUCGCGCACAUUUGCCUGGCGUCUGCGCAAGAGCCUCGUUAACGGAGUCAGUCUGCACGAGCGUGUGGUGGACCAGGCCGCUGAAGAGCAGCUCCAUCAACAGCAGCAGCAUAUCCAAGCGCUCCAGCAACAGCAGCAACAGGAAGAGGCUGCAGUCGCCUCGGCAGCUGCAACCGCAGUUGCAGUUGCAACCGCAGCAGCUGAGCGGGAGCGGGAGCGGGAGCAUCAACAUCUGAGUUUGCCCUUUGGCCACCUCGGCCUGGGCCUGAUCAAGGAGGAACGACAGGACAGCGAGGACGAGGAGCAGCAGCAGCUCCACCUCCAGCAUCAGCACCAACUCCACAACUCGCUGGCCUUGGGCGACGAGUGCGGGGCGGAUGAAAUUGGUGCAGAGGAAACAGCCGGCUACAUGGGCGACGAGGAUGCCGUGUGCAGCCUGCUCCACAAUGGGUAUGAUAUGCGUGGUCAGCUGGAAGACCCUGAUCCCGACUCUGAUCCCGUCGAGCACGACCCCUACGAGGGAAACGAGAACGAGCGUCAUCCUAAUGCGGGCGGGGCCAACUCCGUGUCGCCCCCGCCUCCACCGUUGGCCCCAGCUCCAGUCCAGGUGCCAGUGCAUGUGCCCUCGCGACCGACUGUCGAGGUGUACAAGCGUUUGCUGGCCGAGUCGCAGCACUUUCCACACAUCGUCAACGCCCAGCAGUUACAGCUACACCAGCAGCAACAGCAUCGGGAGCAGCUACAGCAUCAGCAAAAGCCAGCCCACAAUGGAGGAUUGCCGAUGCUCACCCGCUUUCCGCCCGCCGUCAUCCAUGCCCUUCCCGUGAACCUCUCCCUACGUUCCAUGGCCCACAUGAACAGCAACGAGAGCAAUGGCAGCAACAGCAGCAACAACACCGUCGCCGUCACAGCGCCCCAUCCAGGCGCGACUGCAACGCCAGCGUCAGCGGCUGGUUCUGGUUCUGCGAAGAAGCCACGCAAGCCGAACGUCUUCAUCGAUGACGAGAAGUACGCCAUGGCCAAGCUUCUUGUGGCCCAGAACUCGUCGACUAUGGAGAUAGCCCGAGCGCUCAACGUAUCGCAGAUGACGGCCUGGAAGGUGCGCGAUGCAAUACUAAAGGGCGUGCCCCUUUCCUAUCGCAACAAGCGCACCGAAGGACGUCAUUCAGCGCUAGGCGACGAUGCGCGUCAAACGGAUGUGGCAUCCGCCAAGGAGCAGCAUGCUCAGCAGUUGGCCCAGGAGCAGGAACUACAGCAGGUACACCAGCAUCAACAGGCACUGCAGCAGGCAGAGCAAGAGCGGCAGGAGCGUCAGAAGGGGCUGCAGCAGGAAAUGCAGCGACAACAACAGCAGCAGCUUGAGCAGAUGGAGCGCAUUAAGCAGCAGCGCCAACGGCAGGAGCUGAUCCGCCAGCAACAGCAGCAGCAGCAGCAGCAGCAGCAACAGCAACAGUUGCGUCUUCAGACGCCAGCGGACACAUCACACUUUCAACAGCAGCCCCCACAGCAGCCUCAACAGCAGCAGCCACAGCUUCCGCUUCCGCGUCGCCGCCUGAAGGCUGCCGAACGGGAGCUUCGGGAUAAGAAUAUCACCCGGGAGAUACUCGAACUGAUCGAAGAGGAUAGCAACAUCCAGUACUGGAAAGUUUCAGCCCGCCUGGCCGAAAAAGGCAUCAACAUUUCGCCAUCAUCCGUCUGCCAGAAGCUCAAGUCGAUGGGUAUUCAUCGUCGCUGGAAGCCAGGCGACAAGCCCUCCAUGCUGGCCAUCAGCCAGAUAAAAGCGGCCACAGUUGCAGCGGCGCUUGCCGUCGGAGGAGUGGGAAUGGGCGUGGGUGCCAGCAGUGGAGUGAGUAGCAGCCACAGCUUUGUCGGAGUCGAUGAUGGAUACGAGCAGCAGCAGUUCGAUAUGGGCGGACCACAUUUUCUCAGUGCCUUCACGCGCUGAAUGAAUAGAGCACAGGCGCAAUGUCACCCCCUGGCACCUCCUGGCAUUCUCUGUACACAGGCACAACUGCACUGCGCCCCAUAAUUUUAGGUAUUAUAAAUCUUGGAUAGAUCGGCACAAUUUGUAUUUUUUAUAAAGUAUUUGAGGGAGAGAUAGAGGAUCGCUCUCUGUAAUAUAAAAUUGUAUUCAAUAUGAGAUAUACAUAGAUAUAUACAUAUACGUGUAGAUGUAUAGGUAGAACUAGAUAUAUAUCAAAAAUAUAUGGUAAGCAUUCCUAGAAUGUCGCGCAACCACUAAUCAAUCCACACACAGCCACACUUAUGCACAUAGCGUGUUCAUUCCAGGAAAACCAUUUCCGCGGUCCAUGUGGUUUUCCAGGCAUCUCCCUCUUGUACAGAGGGACACACAUUUAGUUGUUAGUUUUGGUCACAUAUUAUUUAUAUUCAUUGAUUGCAUAUCGCAGUUUGUGGGAAAUGGAUUCAAAGAUUCGCAUUGCAAAUAUUGCCCAUUCAUCAGUGGAUUUCACCUACGCACGUAUGCAAUUUACUCAGCACUGAACUUUAAUUUAGUUAAAUUAAUGUAUAAAACAACUAAACGAAUGACAAACAACAGCAGAACAACAGGAAACAGAACAAAGCAAAUGAAAGCCGAACAAACAGCAUCAAGAGACAAGAGUAGUAGAGAGUUAUAUAACGGGCAACACAAGAAAGCUAGCAACAUAAGUGCAAUUAUAACAAAAAUAACACUAAACUAAACAUAGGAACACAGAUAUAUGUAUCUUCAAGAUAAUAACCAGGAUGAGAACAGUAAAAAGCGAGGGAGGAAGAGAAAGAGAAGAGGAUAGUCAAUACAAAUUCAAAACUUUCGCUAACCUGAAAUAAAUCCUUAAGCUCGAAA